This is a messenger RNA of Penicillium angulare, 363 nucleotides long. Its product is annotated as DASH complex subunit DAD2. Gene Ontology annotation, biological process: attachment of spindle microtubules to kinetochore; mitotic cell cycle. Gene Ontology annotation, cellular component: mitotic spindle midzone; DASH complex; mitotic spindle. The coding region runs from base 1 to 363 and encodes 120 amino acids. Lineage: Eukaryota; Fungi; Ascomycota; Eurotiomycetes; Eurotiales; Aspergillaceae. The transcript is spliced from 3 exons. The record is from RefSeq and is a predicted model, not a curated record.
AUGGCCUAUUCAUCGCGACCAACCUCAAUGCUUCCUGGUGGGGUUAGGCAGCCUCAGCCCUCGUCUGCUCUGACCACCCGCAUUGCUGCUAAGAAAGCCGAGCUGGAGAAUCUACGCCAACUACGUGAUUUGAGCGGAACGCUCGCGAUGCAAAUGCAAGCACUUGAGAGCAAGAUUGCCACGUUGAAGGAUGGCACUGAAGCCGUUGCAUGCGUUCUUGCCAAUUGGGACAAUGUCCUCCGAGCUAUCAGCCUCGCCUCCAGCAAAGCUGGUGGGCUGCAUGACCCGGAUCAAGCCGAGGAUUCUGCAAAUGACUCCAGAUUACCAGCCACCUUGGUUCGCAUCCCUGACCAAGGUGAAUGA